Gigantopelta aegis is the source of this 2850-nucleotide messenger RNA. Its product is annotated as G-protein coupled receptor dmsr-1-like. Gene Ontology annotation, cellular component: membrane. NCBI's taxonomy places the organism in Eukaryota, Metazoa, Mollusca, Gastropoda, Neomphalida, Peltospiridae. The transcript has 2 exons. The coding region runs from base 257 to 1399 and encodes 380 amino acids. The record is from RefSeq and is a predicted model, not a curated record. Gene Ontology annotation, biological process: G protein-coupled receptor signaling pathway. Gene Ontology annotation, molecular function: G protein-coupled peptide receptor activity.
UGCAGUGAGGCGAAUAUAACUGGGCAGAAACCUGAUUUCUUGGUGAUAUCGGAAGCCUUGGAUAUCUGGAGUAUUUCGUCUAACAGAUGACCGAGAAUGAAAGCAAACUCGUUCAGGUCAUUCUUCAUCGCAGAUCGUCUUAUUGGUUAUCCAGCUGGUGAUCGGGCCUGCAGCUGAACACUGCUAUUCAAAGACUGUGACGUCGGUGCGCGUAUCGUCUAAUUGGUGAAAGGUGUUUCAGUUCCCAUAGUUAAUCAUGAGCUCUACUGAGUUUUCUUCAAUGCCUUUGGAACUGAAUUCUUCUUCCGUCCCGAACACCACUGUAUCUACAAUCUGUAUCAAUGACUUUGUAGAACCGCCGGCCACCCCUCUGGAGUUGUGGCAAAACUGGUACCAACCCAUCCAUGGAUAUGCCGCUCCGAUAGUGUGUAUCUUUGGUGUUGUUGCGAACACACUGAAUUUCGUGGUUCUCACCAGUAAAAACAUGCAGUCGCCAACAAAUGUUAUCCUUUCAGGCCUGGCGGUGUCGGACGGGUUAACAAUGGCCGCAUACUUUCCUUAUGUGAUUUUAAACUAUCAUGUAUACAUUUCCAAGCCAUCUCCUCACUCCAACGCAAGUUUCUUGAUGUUUUAUGCCAUAGUCAGUGUAAUUGUGCAUUCAAUAUCAAUAUGGUUGACUGUAGCAUUGGCGUUGUUUCGGUAUAUAUUCAUUCGUUAUCCGCGAAGAGGAACCAAACUAUGCACUGUGUACAGAGCCAAACUCACCAUCUUCAUAGUUUCGGUCGUCACGGCCGUGGUGUGUAUACCGAAUUGCGUUAUUUACACGCUUGAAAAAUACGUCGAACCCCACUCCAACGAAACGAGUUGGUUCAUCAACGUCAAGGAGACAACGUCGACGGAGAUAUUCGUUAAGAACCUCAACUUCUGGACGCAGGCCCUGCUAGUGAAGCUCCUGCCGUGCUUCAUGCUGUCCAUUCUGAGCAUCUGCCUCGUGAACACGAUGAAGGACGCCGAGAAGCGGCGCAAGAAGCUGCUCAACAAGACGAACAAAGUGAAAGGCGAGGACGAAACGAGGAGACACCGAAAGACGAACCGAACUACCCGGAUGUUGCUCACUGUUGUCGUUUUGUUCCUUGUCACGGAGACGCCACAGGGAAUACUCCAGCUGCUCAGUGGCAUCAUCGACGGCUUCUUCAAUGACGUCUACCACCCCCUGGGUGAUUUAAUGGACAUACUCGCGCUCAUUAAUAAUGGUAUCAACUUCGCCUUAUACUGCACUAUGAGCAAACAGUUUCGAGACACAUUCAUUAGGAUAUUCCUCAAGGACGUGUUACGGAGCGGCGACAAGCGAGGAACCGCUCUUGUAGCCACUCAAGCCACGAAAGACACGGAUGUGUGAUCACUGGUGCACCGGCGUGCCUGCUCGGAUUAGGUCAACAUUGUGUGCCUGUCUGUCACCCACUGAUUGGAAAUCAAGGUGAUGCUCAUAUCACCUCUGUACAGUGUUGUAAAACUGUAGGCGACAUUGACCGAGGUCGUGUUCGUACGUGGUGGAACUUCUUUGACACGUUUCAUCUUGCCUAUUUGUAAAUAACAUGUACAUAAUUAUGCUGUUAAUGGUGAAUCCUUUUAACUUUGUGUUCCUUAAAUGUUCAAAAUGUGCAUUAAUAUUUUAUUUUAUUUUUAUGUUUCGUUUAAUGUCUGAAGCUGGUACAGAAGAUUUACGAGGACAGCGGAAUAUACUGUGAAGAUAUCAAGACAGGAUCCAGGAAUGUUCGGGUGCGGGGCGUGACAUUAAAGUAAUGUAGUUAUGUGAUGUUGGUAAAUCACCGCACCUGGUUCACAGACAAAAUGAAUGACGAAAAUAGGACGCAGGGCCCCUGAGUGCACACCUACAAUAAUGUUUGAUUAAUAAGUCCAUCUGAUAUUAAUCUAACCUGCAGUGUUACUUGGUUAUCGUAUUUUCAUUGUCCACGCGUUUGUCACUGAUCCUCAGUAAAGAUUGUUGCUAACAUCGUAUUAAGGCCGUCUAUAUGCUGAGCCGCAAUGAUAAAUGGACAGGUUUGAUUUUAUGAAACUAUCAACUAUAUAUUAUCAUGUUCAGUUUUACUUACAUAGAAUCAACCCACCACAUUGUUAUACUAAUAAAAUAUAUACCAAAAUAUCACAGGGAGCUAAAUGUAAACUCUAUUAUUUAAAACUUGAUCUGUUCACCGACCGUAAUUCCUUCGUCAGACAGAAUUGCUUGUGGUAAUGCCGAAACUCCUAAAUACUUUUAUUACAGUGUGAUAUAAUUAUUUGAAAUAAAUUAGGAAUUUAAUGCUUCACAGCGCAGCAUAACGAAUCAAUAUUAACAUUCGAUGGUGGUAAGACGGUACCUCAUUGGGAAUGAGUUCACUUACGGUACGACUGGUAGGAGGAUCGAUUCCCCUCUAUGGACGCAUUGGUUCAUUCCCGCCUCAGCAGUACCUCUCGGCUGGUGUGUAAUAAUGUAUAGUCUGCGACGUCCAGUCUAUGGGAAUUUGUAUAUACACGAUUCCUUGCAGCUACUCAAUACGAGUAGUAGCAUGUGUUUCGGUAACGGCUUUCUUUUCUCAAUAUCUCGACCAGUUGUCACACCAGCAGUACACUACACAACCAUUAGCAGUGCUUUAACUGACCGUCAAUGAAAACAUUAAACAGCACCUAUUUUGACUUGUAAGAGCAGGCCUAUCAUUCAAUAAUUACACUAACAAUUGUUAUUUAAAUAUUAAUUUUUGUUUAAAGAUAGACCUGAUAAAAUGUAUUUUGGAAACCAAUCUUUCAUGUAUAGUACUGUUCAGUUGGAUACUGUUUUGACACAUUGCACAU